This is a messenger RNA of Gongylonema pulchrum, 273 nucleotides long. The record is from the annotation of a GenBank genome assembly. NCBI's taxonomy places the organism in Eukaryota, Metazoa, Nematoda, Chromadorea, Rhabditida, Gongylonematidae.
GCAUUCUUCAUUUACGAUGCUCUAACAAUUAUAGCAUUUGUAUUCAUAUUCUUUCUGGUACCGGAAACAAAAGGGAUGGCAAUUGAAGAAGUGGAACAAUUAUUUAUGACAAAAAAAGAACGGCAACGACGUUCAACGAUUACUGGCGGGGUCAGAGCGAUAUUCGAAGAUACGUGGAGGACAGAUGUUGCUUGCGUCGACAACUGGGCGCACACAAGAUAUAAUUACAAUGAUGACAUUGAUGAUAUUCCGGUGAAAAGCACACAAAUGUGA